Zonotrichia leucophrys gambelii is the source of this 1407-nucleotide messenger RNA. RefSeq lists its product as uncharacterized. The transcript has 6 exons. The record is from RefSeq and is a predicted model, not a curated record. The annotation marks the transcript as partial. NCBI's taxonomy places the organism in Eukaryota, Metazoa, Chordata, Aves, Passeriformes, Passerellidae.
GCUGGAGCUGCUGGACCGGGCGUGCCGGGAGCGGGGCCUGGAUCCGGGCCUGGAUCCGGGCGCGGAUUUUGGGGCGGAUUUGGGCGAUUUGGGGGCUCCCCUGCGCUGCUACCGCCGCUCGCUGAGCGCCCCCCCCCGGAGCCCCCCGGGACCCCCGGCCAAGAGAGCGCGGGGGGGCCUGGCCCCGUCCGGCUCCGGCUCCGGCUCCAGCUCCAGCCUGUGGCCCUCCAGCCCCGCCCUCACCUCCACGGCGCGCAGGAGGCCCCGCCCCCAGCCCAGGCCACGCCCCUCGCUCCAUUUGCGCAGCAGCGACUCCAGGAGGACCUGGGAGUCCCGCCUGACCCUGAUGGAGGAGGAGGAGGAGGAGGAGGAGGAGGAGGAGGAGGAAGAGGAGGAGGAGGAAGAGGAGACCCCAAACAGCCCCGGGAGCCCCCUGGAGCAGCCCCGGGACCUUUUUGGCUCCUCCAGCCUCGACUUCCAGACUUUCUGAAGCCACAAUUCCAGAUUUCCCCUGGAGUUUUUUCCCAUUUUUUGGAGUUUUCUUCUCAAAAUUUCUGAUUUUUUUUCCCAGUUCAAAUUCCAAACUGGAGCUUUUUGGGCCAUUUUUUGGGGGAAUUUUUGGGAUUUCUCCCGAAUAUUUUGGGGUUCCCGCCCCUUUAUCUCUGGGAAUGAAAUUUUAUUUUCUGGGAAUGAAAUUCUCAAAUUCCCUCGAGUUUUUCCCAUUUUUUGGGGUUUUCACCCCAAAAUCUGGGCCCUUUCCAGUUACAAAUUGAGAAUUUUUGAACGUUUUCUUUGGGAAUUUUUGGGAUUUCUCCCCGAUUUUUGGGUUUCCCACCCUUUAUUUCAUUCCAGACUUUCUGAGGGUGAAAUCCCAAAAUUCCCCCUCAGGUUUUUCCCAUUUUUCGCCGUUUUCACCCCAAAUUCCCCCAAUAAAAAUCUGCAGCAGCUCCUUCCUUUCUGGGCUCGUUUCUUUGGGAAUUUCGCUGGAAUUUCUUGGGAAUUUCGGGGUCUUUUCCCAGAAUUUUGGGGUUCCCGCCCUCCCUUCUCUUUCUGCACUUCCUGACCUCGGAAUUCUGAAUUUUCCACCCCUUUUUUCCCUCUUUUUCCCCCAAUAAAAGCAGCGACACUUCUGUGGUUUCUGGACCCUUUUUUUGGGAAUUUCACUGGAAAAUUUUUGGGAAUUUCUUGGGAAUUUCGGGAUCUUUCCCCCAAAUAUUUUGGGUUUCUGUUUUUUCUCUUCCCGCACUAUUUUAGGAGCAGAAUCCUGAAUUUUCCACCCCUUUUUUUUGCCCAUUUUGUCCCCAAAAUUUCCCAAUAAAAUCAGCAACCGCUCCCUCAUUUCUGGGCCAUUUCUAGGGGGAAUUUUUUGGGAAUUUCUUGGGAAUUUUGGGAUCUUUUCCCCAAAUA